Molecule: messenger RNA, 1296 nt
Organism: Fragaria vesca subsp. vesca
Lineage: Eukaryota; Viridiplantae; Streptophyta; Magnoliopsida; Rosales; Rosaceae
Product: plasma membrane-associated cation-binding protein 1-like
Exons: 3
Coding region: 317-979 (220 amino acids)
Cellular component (GO): plasma membrane
Source: RefSeq, a predicted model, not a curated record
AACAAACAGAGGGGAAAGAUCAGAAGGAGAAAGAGACAUACAACUAAGUAAGUAAAUUAUUAGAGCUUGAUUCUUCUUAAGAGGUCCCUAGCUAGGCUUGAUUGAAGCUCGAGCAUACGUGUGUUUUGGUACAAAAAAAAUUUUCAUGAUCAACUUUUCAUGUCUAUAUAAGAUUCUUGCCUUUGUUUGGCUUGUUCUCAGGAGUGUUUGAGGUUUGAGAAGAAUUCAAAGAUGGGUUACUGGAAAACAAAGGUGCUUCCCACAAUCAAGAAGGUGUUUGAGAACAAGACCAGUGUCAAGAAGGCUGCUGCUGCUGAUGCUUGCAAGUCCUUUGAUGAGUCUAAGGUUUGUGGCUCUUUCUUUAGUACAGAAUAUAUUUCAGUUGCAUAACGAAUAUUUAUUUCAUGAAUUAUAUAUGUUGAACUAUAUCUGUGUGGUUUUUCAGGAGAGUUAUGACAAGGAGUUCGAAGAGAAGAAGGCUGAGUAUCAAGUUAAAGUACUUGAAUUAUAUGAAGCUUCCUCUGCUGAAGUCAAGACUUUGAUCAAGGAGAGGAAGGAGGCAGCUUUGAAGAAGUACUCUGCUGCAGUCCACAAGUUCCUUGAAGAGCUUGCCAAAAUAGAAUUUCCAGGAUCGAAACCAGUCUCAGAAGCAUCAGAAAAGUAUGGAGCGGCCUACGUCCCAGGUCCAGUCUUCUAUGUGUUUGAGAAGGUGUCAACGUAUAUUGUGACAGAAAAGAAGGUAGAGGAGCCAACGCCAGCAGAACCAACACCAGCCAAAGCCGAAGAGGAAACAAGUUCCUCAAAAGAAAAGGAGAUAGUGAUCGAAGAAGAGAAGAAGGAAGAUGUUGUAGAGGUGAAGAAAGAAGAAGAAGAAGUGGUGGCAGUGGAGGAGAAGAAGGAAGAGCCUGAAGCAUGUGUUGAGGAAAAGCCUAAGGUUGAGGAACCUGCUCCUGCUUGUGAAGAGCCAGCAAAGCCUUGAGGAUCAUAUGUAAAUCAAGGACAUGAUCAUGAAGUAGUACUCCCCCCAAUUGUUUGUGAAAAAGUUUCAUUUCGAGAUUUGUUAUUCUUUAAAAUACCUGUAAUCUAUUUGGGACUAUUUGUUCUUGAUGAUUUUCCAAAGCUGUGUUUCAGUUUAUAUUCAUGUGUCUCUUUGUAUGUAUUGGUCAAUCAUUCAAAUGAAACCUCUGUGAAUUAUUACUAUGUAAUACCUUUUACAGUGCUGCAAGGAAGAAUGAAAGUACUUUUUGUUAUUUAUGUGUUCAUUGAUUGAUGAUAUAUAUGAUCUUCUUUCUCCCC